AUGAGACAUUUAAGUGAAGAAGAAUCAUUAAAAGCAGCACAAUUAGCAGUAGAAUUUAAAAAUGAUCAUGUAGUUGGAUUUGAUCUUGCCGGACCAGAAAAUGGAUUUAUGCCAUCAAAACAUAAAAAAGCAUGUCAAUAUGCUUUUGAUAAUGGAAUUCAUGUUACUAUUCAUGCAGGAGAAGCAGCAGGAUAUGAAAGUGUUGAUGAUGCAAUUAAAAAUCAUGCAGAAAGAAUAGGACAUGGAGUAAGAUUAUUAGAAAAUAAAGAAACAAUUAAAAAUGUUAUUGAAAACAAAGUUGUUGUUGAAUGUUGUUUAACUAGUAAUAUCCAAACUAAAGCUAUUAACAAAAUGGAAGAUCAUCCAAUUUUACAAUUAAUGGAAUUGGGAAUUCCUUGUACUAUUAAUACAGAUAAUACUACUGUUAGUUCUUGCUCUUUAAGUGGUGAAGAUGAAUUAUUUACUAAUUUAUUUGGAUUCUCAAAUGAACAAAUAGUUGAAUUAAUUAUGAACUCUUUUAGAGCUGCUUUUAUUGAAGAUGAAUCAAUUAGAAUGAAAUUAAUCCAAGAUGCUUAUACUAAAAUGAGACAACUUAAAAUUAUUGUCUAA
Messenger RNA from Entamoeba dispar SAW760, 609 nucleotides. Its product is annotated as adenosine deaminase, putative. Gene Ontology annotation, biological process: adenosine catabolic process; negative regulation of adenosine receptor signaling pathway; hypoxanthine salvage. The record is from RefSeq and is a predicted model, not a curated record. Gene Ontology annotation, cellular component: external side of plasma membrane; cytosol. Gene Ontology annotation, molecular function: adenosine deaminase activity. The transcript has a single exon. NCBI's taxonomy places the organism in Eukaryota, Evosea, Mastigamoebida, Endamoebidae. Bases 1 to 609 code for a protein of 202 amino acids.